Messenger RNA from Toxorhynchites rutilus septentrionalis, 1180 nucleotides. RefSeq lists its product as uncharacterized. Lineage: Eukaryota; Metazoa; Arthropoda; Insecta; Diptera; Culicidae. The record is from RefSeq and is a predicted model, not a curated record. Gene Ontology annotation, cellular component: cytosol. Bases 68 to 1051 code for a protein of 327 amino acids. The transcript is spliced from 2 exons.
ACAUACUUUGGUGGUGAGUCAUUUAUAUUUGUUUUCGUCAAGUAUUGUUAUUAUCGCUGUUUGAAAAAUGCAUUUUUCGGCAAUAUACUUGGUAUUUUACCUAAUUUUCCAAUAUCAGGAGAUCGCGUGUGGCAAGAAAUCCAAUCCCGAUAAACCCGAAUGUGUGCCUGUGCAAAGAUUCGUUGCUGCAUACACGAGUUUCCUGAAACAGAUACCGUGGCACAUUUUUCCAGUGAAUACGUUCUGUACAGAUGAACUUUGUGUGUAUGAUUAUGAUAAAGCGAGUUACUGGUUCCACAACGCGACCUCCGAUGAACUAUGCAAGGCUCAAAAUUUUAACCAUAACAGGUUGAAUGUAGUCCAAACUUUGCACGAUCAGAUGGAAUUAAUUUGGGGUGGAGCUCACUGCCAGAAUUGUGUCGACCAUAAGAACGAAACGGAUAACUUUUUCACGCUUGUUCAAGCGUUGGACGAAUGCAUAAUGUUCAAUUCAGCCCAGCCUUGUGAACCUUGCGCGGAGAACUAUACCCAUGUACAGGAUUACUACAAAGAGAUCACGACUGUGAGCAAAGGUGAAAUUUGUUUCGACAUCGAAGACCGGAUGAACCAUACCCGAUACAGCUGGAGCGCUGUGUAUAAGUGCUGCAAGGAUAAGCAGCACUCGACGAAGGCGUUCAUAGGUUUUGCCACGGCGAUUUGUUCCCUGCCAGUGAUCUUUUACACGAUGAUGUAUUUCAUAACAAUGCGCAAGGAAUCUCGGGCGCAAGCGGCUAUGGCUCCGUUGAUGGACGACCAACCCGAUGAAGAAGAUGUGGCCGGAGAUCCGCAACCAGGUUGUAGCAGCGAUGGGUUAGUCUCUGAGCCGGAUCUAUUUCACGAUGACGUUUCAAUAGCGAACAAUUUGGAUCAAACGGGAGUGAAGGAAGGGCAGUUUAUAGCGCUCGAUCGGGAUCAGCUAGUGGACACGGAAAUGAACAUAACGGAAGAGCAUCCAGCAGAUGGAGAUGAUGUUAGUAUGUUGCAGAUAAGGGUGGAUAAUUUACUCAACUAACUUGGAAGUUGGAACGCGAGUGCAAAAAAUGUGCUUGAAUCAUAAUGGACUGAAUGAAUUUGUGUUAAAGAUGCUUUUGUGCCCUAUAUUUUUUGCCAAAAAUAAAAUUUAAUAUAAGCAAGAAUAAAA